Fopius arisanus is the source of this 1617-nucleotide messenger RNA. RefSeq names its product zinc metalloproteinase nas-4-like. Gene Ontology annotation, molecular function: metalloendopeptidase activity; zinc ion binding. NCBI's taxonomy places the organism in Eukaryota, Metazoa, Arthropoda, Insecta, Hymenoptera, Braconidae. The transcript has 5 exons. The record is from RefSeq and is a predicted model, not a curated record. The coding region runs from base 855 to 1520 and encodes 221 amino acids. Gene Ontology annotation, biological process: proteolysis.
UGAGGACGACGAUCUCUGCGAUUAAUCCAAAGUUGAAGCAUAAUCAUCUCAGCACACAGCAGGAAACACGAACAUCAGCCAUUAUCAUCGGAUUUCAGUGUUCACCAUCACAUUCUUACCUCUAACCUUCAUAAGCACUCAUUACACUCUUGAUCUUGAUAACGACAACAUCCGGAUAGACGAGUAUAUGAUUAUCCCGGCAAAUGGUGGAGAAACUUUCAUAACCUUUCGCUUUUUUUCACAAUUUCACUAGUAAAAUUCAUCACGUCACGGUAUUGUCACUGACACAAUUCGCUAAAGACACUGCACUCGUAGCGUGAAGUUGAGUGAAGUCAUUGACUCUAGGUGAAGUGGCGCUUCUCGCACUGACAGCCGCAACGUAUGACUAAAACAUCUAAUUUCGCAAAUUAAAUUACCUCAAAAUAAUUACAAUUGAAUAAAUUUGACACAAAGGAAUUCAACCAGAUUCACUGGACAUACUCGUUUGCUCAUUUGCAAUGAGUUUUACACAAAAAUCUUCACAAUCUCGUCAUCUAUUUCCGUUUCCUCGUGAAGCAAUUAAUCGAAUUUAUCGCUGCACUUUGCCACUUCACUGUAUCGAUAGUUCUCCUUUAAACUAUCGAUUGCACUCACCACUUCUCUAUUCACUCGUAUUCCCAUUCACACGGAGAUAAUCCAACGAUUAUCUCAAUUCUUCAGGCAGCAGGCGUCACGAAUCGAAGAAGAAAUCAUUGAAAUCACCGCAUUCUCGUUCUAUCAGGAGUUACCAGGAAGAUAACGACGAGGAAAUAUAUGACAGGGUGAAUGCCUGGGAGGAAGAGGAUGAGGAAAAUAUUUGGGAGUUGAGUGGAUUGAUGGAGGGUGAUAUCAUGAUGGGCCCGAACGAUCAUGAAGACGUUAAAGGACUUCUCGAUAUGUCCAGACGAUGGCCAAAUGGGGUCGUCCCUUUUGUGAUAAAGGAUGGCCACUUUAGUGAGAGGGAUGUAACGAGGAUAUACCAAGCGAUGGAGGAAUAUCAUCAGAGAACUUGUCUGCAAUUUCGCUGGUAUGAUAAGUCCAUUGACAAGGACUACAUUUCGUUUCAAUCAAGCAAGCCUGGAUGUUGGUCGUCAGUUGGGAGACAGGGGGCUGGUCAAGCGAUAAACCUUCAGCUUCCCAAAUGCAUCAGGCAUGGUUCCAUAAUUCACGAGAUCAUGCAUGCCAUUGGCUUCCACCACCAGCACAGUACUUACAAUCGCGACGAGUACAUUGAAGUUGUUUGGGAGAACAUAAAGACAGGUAAGCAGAAGAAUUUUAAAAAAUAUGAGGAAGACACUGUCACCGAUUUCGGCGUCGGUUACGACUACAAGAGCAUCAUGCAUUAUAGUCGUAAAGUAUUCUCUGCUAAUGGAAAACCGACCAUUAUUCCCAAGGAGGAAGGCGUGAAAAUUGGUCAACGUGAGAAGCUGAGUGACAAGGAUGUUUUGAAAAUACAGGGCAUGUAUAAGAACGAGUGCUCCACUAGACAUAACGUUACGUGAAAAUCAAUUCAUCAACUGAAAAUAUUGCAUCUACUUUUAUACAAGUCAUUAAUAAAUUCUAUAGAGAUCUGUUUAAAAAAAACCAAUAAAAACCUUU